AUGGACAUGGGCGGUGACAGUCCGUCGUCCUCUGCGCCGCUCACCGCAGCUGGCGUCGACUUUUCCAACGAGACACAGGCGUUUGACUUUUUGCAAGAUAUUCUCGAUGACUCAGUUUUGGGCCCAAUCGGUAACCAGUAUGCACGAUAUUUCUGGUAUGGAGUCGUGGUAGUCAUUGGCAUAGCGAGUAUCUGCAACGUGGUACAGAGAUGCGUAUUGCGGAUGAGACUCAGAGCAAGCGCGAGAAACCGCUCUAGACCUGCAAAGCCCGCGAAUCCUUUAACGCAAACCAUUGCUACCGCCGCAGCUCUCCUUCGAGAGCCGAGCUAUCCCCAGAUCACGCCUCUAUCAGCAUCGAGUUGGUUCAAAGUGCCUCCACUAGGCCAUGUCUACAUCAUUACCGCGUAUUUAGCUUUUAUCUUGGCUCUGUUGUUUAUCAACAACAAUAUCCCCGGUGCACAACACUUCCAAGCUCUCGGUAUACGUGCUGGAUGGCUCGGAGCAGCCCAAGUGCCGCUGCUGGUACUAACAUCAAGCAAGACAAGCCUCAUUGGCUUCCUCGUCAACUCGUCUGUGGAACGACUCAACGUCUAUCACCGAUGGGUCUCACGUGGCUUACUGCUGCUGGCAACUUUGCACUUUGGACUGCAGAGUCAUGCCUGGAACAUCUAUGGCUUGAUGGUCCUCGAAUGGAAAACUGACGAGUGCACACCCACGGGCAUCUCUGCGUAUGCCCUCUUGCUCUGGAUGAAUCUGACCUCGUUGGCGCCGUUGCGCUUCUUCAAGUAUAAAAUAUUUGUCGUGCAGCAUUUGCUCACGUAUUUUGGCUUUACAGUUGCGCUUGUCUAUCACCUGUACGGAACGUCAUCGCCCUAUUCGACAAAUUACAUCUACAUUAGCAUUGCCUUGUAUCUGGUCGGUCAGUUGGUUCGCUUUGUGAGGAUGGUUGUUGUCAACAUUCGGCCGAGUAGAGCGACUUUGACACCACUUGAGGGUAGCGCAACCAAAAUUCGGCUCUCUAACCCGGGAAUCAAGUCAUGGCAAGCAGGGUCGUAUGUACGCCUGUUUAUUCCCCGAUUCAACAUCGUACAGGGACACCCAGCGACGAUAUUGUCGACCCCAUCCUCACAUGGAGGUGAUAUGGUGUUUAUCCUGCGGUCAUGCGGCAGCUUCACCAAACGUCUUCUAAAAGCUGCCCAAAUUGAGGGGCAUCAGUCUAUGCAUCUGACGCUCAUUGACGGACCGUAUCCUAGCCCACAUGCAGAUUUUGCCUGCUUCGAUACGCUCGUCCUCAUUGCCGGGUCGACUGGAGUAACCUUUACCCUCUCUGUUCUUCAGGAUAUUGCACAGCGUGCCAAAACGCACAAGAUUCUUCCGCUUCGAAUCCUCUAUUUCACCUGGGUAAUUAAACACCAGAGUUGGAUAUCUUGGGUCUCCGAAGAACUUCGCACAGCGUUUAGCAUGCUUCAAGAAGCAGGUGUUGAAACGCUCUGUAAUAUUCAUAUCACAGGCGAAGAGGGCAUUGCUGGAGACGAGGAGUCUGCUAGAAGAGGUCAAUUACAAGAGCGAGAAAAAGAACAAGACAUUGAAGUUGAUGGAUGUCCUGUUCUUGACGACGAGAAGACUGAAGUCUCGAAAUCGCGGGACCCUGGGACAUCAGAUGCAGACAUCUCGUUCGCGGAGCUACAUGUGGGACGGCCUACUUUCCGAACCAUGCUUGAAAGACGAGUAAACCAGGCGCAAGGCGAGACGGCUGUUGCGGUUUGUGGUCCGUUAGGGCUAUCAAUAGCCGUGAGGUCAGCCGUGGUGAGGAUAAGUGAUGAUUUGGCUGUCGACAAAGGGAGCGGACUGGAUGGGCUAUAUUUGCAUGUCGAGAAUUUCGACUAG
This is a messenger RNA of Trichoderma breve, 1887 nucleotides long. Its product is annotated as ferric reductase NAD binding domain-containing protein. The coding region runs from base 1 to 1887 and encodes 628 amino acids. Gene Ontology annotation, cellular component: plasma membrane. Gene Ontology annotation, molecular function: ferric-chelate reductase activity. NCBI's taxonomy places the organism in Eukaryota, Fungi, Ascomycota, Sordariomycetes, Hypocreales, Hypocreaceae. The transcript is spliced from 2 exons. Gene Ontology annotation, biological process: intracellular iron ion homeostasis; copper ion import; iron ion transport. The record is from RefSeq and is a predicted model, not a curated record.